AGGCAGAGCAGUUUGCCUCCCAAACUCUCACAGGGCAAGACGCAGCGCAGCAGAGGAGCGCCAGAGGAGACGGUCUGUGGACUUUACUCAACGCGUCUUGCACCAGAACUCAGCCUUUUCUCGCUGUUGCGCUGUUGGUACUUUCGAAUUUCUUCAUGAAGUGAGUGGGUCGCAUCCAUUUCACUGUUGCAAAGAGAAAACAUGAGUUCUACUUCUGAAUCGUUUUGGAGGAUGAUCCGGCUGCUGGUGACAGUUGCGCUCAUGUCAGUGUGCGGAGCGACGGAGUACGAGUACUCGAGCUGGAGGCCGGACUCUUACAACGGCGGGCGCAGCUACUCCAAGCCCCCCCAGUGCGUGGACAUCCCGGAGGACCUGCGGCUCUGCCACGACGUGGGCUACAACCGGAUGUUGCUGCCCAACCUGCUGGAGCACGAGACCAUGGCCGAGGUGAAACAGCAGGCCAGCAGCUGGGUGCCCCUGGUGCACAAGAACUGCCACCCGAACACGCAGGUAUUCCUCUGCGCGCUCUUUGCGCCCGUGUGCCUGGAAGUGCCCAUCCACCCGUGCCGCUGGCUGUGCGAAGCCGUGCGGGACGGCUGCACCCCCAUCAUGGAGGCGUUUGGCUUCCCCUGGCCGGAGAUGCUCACCUGUGACAAGUUUCCCCAAGAUGAUGUGUGCAUUGCCAUGACGCAGGCCAAUACCACUGAGGUCACCAAGCCCACAGGUUACUCUCCCAUCUGCCCUCCAUGUGACAAUGAAAUGGAAACAGAUACCAUCGUUGAUCACAUGUGUGCCAGCGAGUUCGCUUUCAAGGCCAAGAUCAAGGAAGUGAAGCGUGAGAACAUGGACCGCAAGGUAAUCUUUCAGAAGAGGAAGAAGAUGGUGAAAGCGGGGAAUCUGAAGAAGAAAGACAUGAAGAAACUGGUGCUGUACUUGAAGAACGGCGCAGACUGCCCAUGCCAGCAGCUGGACAACUUGGGGAACCAGUAUCUAAUCAUGGGCCGCAAGGUGGAAAAGCAGUAUCUCCUCACAGGCAUCCACAAGUGGGACAAGUCCAGCAAAGAGUUCAAAAAGGCCAUCAAGAAACUCAAGACCCACAAAUGUGUCGCAGACCAGACUGUCUUCAAAUAAUACGACUGUCACUGGUCACAUCACAUCUCUCAUAUGAACUUGCACAAGCAUUCCCAAACUUCGCUUUCUAUUGUCCUGUUUAUAUAUCUAUAUCUUUGUAUAUUCCCAGAUAUACCUUGGAAUCAUCGGUUGUCAAGUUUGAUUUGAAUGUGGUUAGUAAUGAACCUAAAAUUGAAGGGCUGGGUGUCUUUUUUUCAUUUUAGCUCAAGAAAAGGACGGUAUAGUAAAAAGCUCUCUGAAAGCAUUUCCGCUAUUUGUAUGUAGAUACUUUGUUACACACAUCCUCUCAUGUCCUCUCAAAUGGGACAGUGGAUUGGUUUGGCAUCUGGGGAAAUACACUAGUUUGCUCUCACUCCUAAAAGUCAGAUGAGAAGACUGACACCACUUUUGUGCCUGCUUGGUAAAAGCAUGAGGCUUGAGUCGAUUGGACAUUAACAUUGGGAGCCAGUCAAUACAGCUCACUUGUCUCUCUCCACAGGCCAAAAAAUUAAAAUAAAUAAAUCCUUUUUUUUUUUUUUUUUUUUUUUACCGUAGAAUAUUUUUUUGGAUGUUUUAACCAAUGACAUGUAACAUAUAAUUCCGUGAUAUUUUUUGAGACAGAGCAAAACCAUGUGGUUCCCCCUUGCCUCCAGUCUUCAUGCUAACAUAGGCUAACCAUUUACUGGAUAACUCUUGAAAAGAAAAAUGUCCUACUGUCCUUAUUUCUCAUCAUAUUUUAUCUCAUCAAAUCAUUAGACUACGUAAGUUUGAUUCUUAACGGUCAAACCUAGAGUUUCUGUUGAAUAAUUUAUUGACAGAAAUAUAAAAGAACCUUAGCUGAUCAUCUUGUCAAACGCAUUCCUCUACAUUGCUUCCCUUUCUUUUGUAUGAAUUUUGUUAUUUGAAAAUCUUAAAGGAAUUAUAAACAACAAUCUAUGUCUCGAGAUAAUGUGUAGACCUGCGUGAUAGAUAGUCUGGCAAAAUAUUUUUACCCGUUUACUGUCUCUCUUCAUGUUGUCAGCAUUCAUCAUCAUCAUUAAUGGAACAUGCUAGUAUUCAUUAUUUUACAGUACAAAUACUGCCAACUCUAUCGUCUGGUUCUUCUUCUGCUCAAGUGUCUGGUCCGUUUUAGCACUAUUUUGUUUCAGAUUUAAAUGUCAGCAGUGCACUACUGCCUAUUACAUGUACAUACAAAUUUUACAUAAAUAUGGAAAAAGAA
Mugil cephalus (flathead mullet) is the source of this 2329-nucleotide messenger RNA. RefSeq names its product secreted frizzled-related protein 1a (gene sfrp1a). Gene Ontology annotation, molecular function: Wnt-protein binding. Gene Ontology annotation, biological process: canonical Wnt signaling pathway; non-canonical Wnt signaling pathway; negative regulation of canonical Wnt signaling pathway. The record is from RefSeq and is a predicted model, not a curated record. The transcript has 3 exons. NCBI's taxonomy places the organism in Eukaryota, Metazoa, Chordata, Actinopteri, Mugiliformes, Mugilidae. Bases 202 to 1131 code for a protein of 309 amino acids.